AUGUUGAGAGCUAACAAUAGACAAUUACAACACGCCACAAAGACAUUUGUACGUCAUGCUUCCUACAACCAAUUGCAAUUUGGGAUCGAAGGAAGAGCUGCAUUGUUAAAGGGUGUCAAUACCUUGGCUGACGCAGUUUCCGUGACCUUGGGACCAAAAGGUAGAAACGUCUUGAUUGAGCAACAAUUCGGAGCUCCAAAAAUCACCAAGGAUGGUGUCACUGUUGCCAAGUCAAUCACUUUGCAAGACAAGUUUGAAAACUUGGGAGCUAAAUUAUUGCAAGAAGUUGCCUCAAAGACCAACGAAAGCGCUGGUGAUGGUACUACUUCCGCUACUGUUUUGGGAAGAUCAAUCUUCACUGAAUCAGUUAGAAAUGUUGCCGCUGGAUGUAACCCAAUGGAUUUGAGAAGAGGUUCACAAGCUGCGGUUGAUGCCGUUGUUGAAUUCUUGCAAAAGAACAAGAAGGAGAUUACAACUGCUGAAGAAAUUGCCCAAGUCGCCACCAUCUCCGCUAAUGGUGAUAAGGCUAUUGGUGACUUGAUUGCGUCAGCCAUGGAAAAAGUUGGAAAAGAAGGUGUUAUAACCAUUAAGGAAGGAAAGACUUUGGAAGAUGAGUUGGAGGUAACUGAAGGUAUGAAGUUUGAUCGUGGGUACAUUUCACCAUAUUUCAUCACCAACACCAAAACAGGAAAAGUUGAAUUUGAAAACCCAUUGGUUUUGUUAUCGGAAAAGAAGAUUUCAAGUAUACAGGACAUCUUGCCAUCUUUGGAACUCUCCAACCAAACUAGAAGACCUUUGUUGAUUAUUGCCGAGGACAUUGAUGGAGAAGCUUUGGCCGCUUGUAUCUUGAACAAAUUGAGAGGUCAAGUCCAAGUCUGUGCUGUUAAAGCCCCAGGAUUUGGUGACAAUAGGAAAAACACAUUGGGCGAUAUUGCCAUCCUCACUGGUGGUACUGUCUUCACCGAGGAAUUGGACAUCAAGCCAGAAAAUGCAACCAUUGACUUGCUCGGUAAGGCUGGUUCUAUCACUGUUACUAAGGAGGACACUGUUGUUCUCAAUGGCGAAGGUGCCAAAGAAAACAUUGAACAAAGAGUGGAACAAAUCAAAUCUGUCAUUGCUGAUGCACAAACUACCGAGUAUGAGAAAGAAAAAUUACAAGAGCGUUUGGCCAAAUUGUCUGGUGGUGUCGCCGUUAUUAGAGUUGGUGGUUCUUCUGAGGUUGAAGUUGGUGAGAAGAAAGAUAGAUACGAUGAUGCUCUCAACGCUACUAGAGCUGCUGUCGAAGAGGGUAUCUUGCCAGGUGGAGGUACCGCAUUAAUCAAAGCAGUUCCAGUAUUGGAAGAUUUAAAAUCCAAGAGUCAAGUAUUUGAUCAAAAAUUGGGAAUCCAAAUUAUCCAAAGAGCAAUCACCCAACCAUGCAAACAAAUCAUGGACAACAGUGGUGUCCAAUCAGAAGUUAUCGUUUCUAAAGUUGAAGAAAAUUCUGACUUCACCUGGGGUUACAAUGCCGCCACAAAUGAAUACGGUAACUUGAUUCAGCAAGGUAUUAUUGAUCCAUUCAGAGUUGUCAAGAGUGGAUUAACCGACGCUGUUGGUGUUGCAUCUCUUUUGGCCACUACCGAAUGUGUUAUUGCCAAUGCUGGAAAGGACGAAGUACCUGCUGCUGGAGGAGCUCCACCAAUGUUUUGA
This is a messenger RNA of Lodderomyces theae, 1689 nucleotides long. It is a transcript of the gene HSP60, whose product is annotated as chaperone ATPase. Gene Ontology annotation, cellular component: mitochondrial matrix; mitochondrial inner membrane. NCBI's taxonomy places the organism in Eukaryota, Fungi, Ascomycota, Pichiomycetes, Serinales, Debaryomycetaceae. The transcript has a single exon. Gene Ontology annotation, biological process: apoptotic mitochondrial changes; protein import into mitochondrial intermembrane space; mitochondrial unfolded protein response. Bases 1 to 1689 code for a protein of 562 amino acids. Gene Ontology annotation, molecular function: ATP-dependent protein folding chaperone; ATP binding; protein-folding chaperone binding. The record is from RefSeq and is a predicted model, not a curated record.